Leptonychotes weddellii (Weddell seal) is the source of this 274-nucleotide messenger RNA. The record is from RefSeq and is a predicted model, not a curated record. Lineage: Eukaryota; Metazoa; Chordata; Mammalia; Carnivora; Phocidae.
UAAACGACCCAGACGCAGAACUGUGGAUGGUGGUAUACAUGAUACCUGCGAUGCUGAGCCUGCUUGUGGGACUUAACCCUCUUGUCACCGGCAACUUAAUUUGGAAGAGUGCCUCUGCAAUACACAUAUUCUUUUGUAUCGCGUGGGCUGUCGGCUUGGCCUGCCACCUCUGGCUUCACUCCCGACAGAACAUCUUACAUGAGGAAGAAGGCAGGGAGCUGUUUGGUCUGGUGAUUAUCACAGUAUGGAUGGGCCUAUGUCACAGUUCAUCAAA